AUGGGGCGUAGGAAGUUGGUGAUAAAGCGAAUCGAGGAUAAGAGCGCUAGACAAGUUACGUUUACGAAGAGAAGGAAUGGAUUGAUAAAGAAGGCGAAAGAGCUUGCUGUUCUCUGUGACGUUGAUGUUAAUGUUAUUAUCUUCUCCAGCCGUGGAAAGCUCUACCAUUACUGUAGCAGCAGUAACAGCUUGCCAGAUAUCUUGCGACGGUAUCACAGCCAUGUUGAAGCUGAACCAAGUGCCUCUGCAGGGAUUUGUCAGACUCAGGAACAUUAUUCUAACUAUGCAAGUUGCUUGUCAUGUAGAGAGCUUCUGCAAAUAGUGGAAAGGGACCUCAGAGAGCCAGAUGUUGAUAACCUCAGCAUAACUGAUCUUGUUCAUUUGGAGGAACAACUCCAGGCUGCAAUAAUGAGAGCAAGAUCUACAAAGACGCGUCUGAUGCUGCAAUCUAUAACCAGUCUUCAUGAAAAGGAGAAGGGGCUCAUAGAAGAUAAUAGGCUUCUGGAGGAAAAGAUUACUGAAAACAGAAUAGACGUGGGAGCAAAUGAGAAAACGGAUUUUAAUAACUCUGCUCGCUGCCAAAUGAUACCUGGACAUCAACAACAUGGAUUACUUGAUUUGCUCCGAAGUAAAUAA
Molecule: messenger RNA, 636 nt
Organism: Fraxinus pennsylvanica
Lineage: Eukaryota; Viridiplantae; Streptophyta; Magnoliopsida; Lamiales; Oleaceae
Source: the annotation of a GenBank genome assembly